AUGCCGAAGCGCAAACAUACAGACUAUGGGUACUCAGACGACGCAGCCCCCGUCAUGGCCGACCCAGGCUCACAAGGUUUCGGUUUAGGCCAGACUCUCUCGAUGCUAUCGAAGUCGACCGAGCCCGCGACGGAUGCCAGCACUGGUUCCACGGCGCAGCCAGCCAGCGGAGGCUCGCCGGACGACGCUGAUAAUGGCCCGGACGGUGCGCGACCCUCGAAGAAAAAACGCUUGAACGGCGAGAAGAUCAAAUACCCGACGCUCACCUAUGUUGAGGGCCGGACGUUACAAUCAUCCAUUCGGAUCGCCGACCUUCAGAAUUUGCUCCUUUUCUGCUUCGCGGAUGGGGUCGCGCCGCAAUGGAUCGCCGUGAAGAAUACAACUCGCAUCCGAAAGGCUGUCUUUUUGAUGGUUCCCGGUCUGGAGCUGGGGAUGUUAAAUGGAAAAGUUCCGCUGGACGGGUCAGAGGUGAAAGAGGUUAAGGGAGCAGACGCAGAAGACGGGACGGAAGAUACAAGGGCCGCUGAAUUUGCUAGAUGGAAAGAAGGACUUCCGCCGCAGGACCGGUCUCACCUCUUCAGCCCUCGUCCGCUAUCGCGCGACAAUGUUCCCGAGCCUCUUCAGCCAUUAGCCGACGUGUUUCCCCAUGCCUGGCCGGUCCGGGCUCCAGGGGACUCCAAAUAUAACAAGGUUCACUCGCCUCUGCAAGCUGUUCUCUUGACAUCCGUGCCCAAAGAAAAGGAGAAGAAGACAAAAGGCCCGAAGCCGCCUCGGGUGGACAAGAACUAUACUUCCAAGCGAACGCCUAUCACGGCGUUCAUCAGUGGAGCUGAUGAGCUUCGCGAGAAUGAUUAUCCUCUACAUCCCGCUCUUUGCGCCUCUGAGGACGAAAAAUUGGCCCUGAAAAAUGCCCGCAAACGUGCUGGUCAAUCUGCGGAGGAUGGAUGGGUGGAUACCCAUGUAGAAAGCCUCGAAGAAGGCAACGUUCCUGAAGCCGAGAUUCAGCAAGGUAGCAUGACGGCAGGACGUGAUGUUCUCGCUUUAGACUGCGAGAUGUGUAUAACCGAAGGCGGUAGUUCAGAACUCACCCGCAUCAGCUUGGUCCGCUGGGAUGGGGAGGUGGUGCUCGACGAGCUCGUAAAGCCAAGACUGCCAGUUAUCGACUACCUAACACGAUUCUCAGGGAUCACCAAGGAGAUGUUAGACCCCGUUACGACUACUUUGAGAGAUAUCCAGCAAAAACUCCUCAACAUCAUAACACCCCGCUCAAUCCUUGUUGGCCAUUCUCUAAACUCCGAUCUUAACGCGCUCAAACUCACCCACCCUUUCAUCGUCGACACUGUAUUUCUAUAUCCUCAUCCGCGUGGCCCACCCCUCCGCGCAAGCCUAAAGUGGCUAACCCAGAAAUAUCUGGGCAAAGAAAUUCAGAAAGGCACAACAGGUCACGACUCUAUCGAGGACGCCCGCGCCGUCCUCGAACUCGUCAAGCAGAAGUGCGAAAAGGGCGAGCAGUGGGGCACAAGCGAUGCUUCAAAUGAGAGUAUUUUCAAACGCUUGAGCCGCCAUAGCGCACCGGGUAAACCCAAUGUCGCAGCUGGAGGGACAGGUCGCACUGGCGCCGUCGUUGACUGGGGCAAUCCUGAGCGCGGCCUGGGUGCACAAGCGACUGUCGCGAUCGGAUGCAGCGACGACGAAGCCGUGGUGAAAGGCAUCCAAGCCGCCGUCAACGGCGACGAAAGCAAGCCGUCUAUCCCCGGCGGUGGUGUAGAUUUUACUUGGGCACGAAUGCGCGAACUCGAAAUCUACCGUGGCUGGUGCAACCGUAUUCCCGAUCCGAGCAACGCGAAUACAUCCACAUUAAUUGCGUUCGAUUCCUCUUCCUCCUCAUCAGAGUCAAGAACACUACCAACUGUCGUCUCGCAAACCGUCUCCCGCAUCAAAGAGGUGUACGAUGCCCUCCCAGCAUGCACCCUGUUUGUCGUGUACUCGGGCACAGGAGACCCGAGAGAAGUGAGCAGACUGCAGGCAAUGCAUAAGAUCUUUCGCGACGAGUAUCAGUCCAAAAAGCCAUGGGAUGAAUUGAGUGUUAAAUGGACAGAUACGGAGGAGCAGGCGCUGAAGAAGGCCUGUGAAAGGGCGAGGGAGGGAUGUGCGUUCAUGUGUGUUAAGUAA
Aspergillus nidulans FGSC A4 is the source of this 2172-nucleotide messenger RNA. RefSeq names its product RNA exonuclease. Gene Ontology annotation, cellular component: nucleus. The transcript has a single exon. Gene Ontology annotation, molecular function: nucleic acid binding; exonuclease activity. Lineage: Eukaryota; Fungi; Ascomycota; Eurotiomycetes; Eurotiales; Aspergillaceae. Bases 1 to 2172 code for a protein of 723 amino acids. The record is from RefSeq and is a predicted model, not a curated record.